GUGACUUUAGUACAUGUUUGUUUUGAACGCACCCUACCGUUAAUCGUCCAUUUUUUGAAUUGUUUAUUUCUUAAAAUAUGACGAAAAAUCAUAAAAUGUCCUCGUUUUCUCCUGUAAAGGUUGAGGUGAAAGAAGAAAACCUCGUAGGUCAUGAUUAUCUAAUUGCCAAAGGCCGUUUAAAAGGAGUGCUACGCCAAUUAACAGAACAGAGCGACUCCGAUUCCGAUUCCGUAGAUGAAGCUGUCCAUUACUCACCCCGAAAGACGGAAUCACGCAAACGAAAAAUCGCAGCACCGGUUCCGGUUCAUCACACUUACGUGAUGAAACUCUUCGAUCGUAGCGUAGAUCUGGCUCGGUUCGAAGAAGAUACGCCAUUGUACCCAAUAUGCCGCGCCUGGAUGGCCAACUUACCGCGAAACCCCCAAGUGAUCGUCAAGAGGCGGCUAUCCUCCCCCGAACCAGACAGUAACACUUGGAGCAAUAACUUUACCGAAAUAAAUCGAUUGCCACGCCCCUCCGAGGGAUUUCGUACACGAAUACCUUCACCGUUACCAGCUCAAUUAGGCCGUAGCAAAGACGACGUCGAUAAGAUUAACUUUAAUUAUGAGGAUAAAUCGCCACUGUCUCGCGAUAUACUUAUUCCCACGCACCUACGAAGAUGGCGAAGCGUAAAAAAGAAGUGGAUAAGUACGGCGCAAAAGAACGAAAGUCGUUAUGAAAAAAGCAUGCAAAUACUCCAAACUAUUUAUAAUAAAGCUCAAGAGACAAUGGAUUAUUAGAAAGUUUUAGUUUUAUUGCCGUGUUGAAUGAAUAAAUGAUUACCUUUCUUUAA
Photinus pyralis (common eastern firefly) is the source of this 832-nucleotide messenger RNA. Its product is annotated as protein lin-37 homolog. Gene Ontology annotation, biological process: negative regulation of transcription by RNA polymerase II. The transcript is spliced from 5 exons. Gene Ontology annotation, cellular component: transcription repressor complex; Myb complex. The coding region runs from base 78 to 779 and encodes 233 amino acids. The record is from RefSeq and is a predicted model, not a curated record. Lineage: Eukaryota; Metazoa; Arthropoda; Insecta; Coleoptera; Lampyridae.